Molecule: messenger RNA, 1002 nt
Organism: Ixodes scapularis (black-legged tick)
Lineage: Eukaryota; Metazoa; Arthropoda; Arachnida; Ixodida; Ixodidae
Exons: 5
Coding region: 1-1002 (333 amino acids)
Source: RefSeq, a predicted model, not a curated record
AUGACCGAGAUGAAAGAUGAUAAAUUGACAAAAGACAAGAUGGAGCAGGUGGGGGCGUACAAGAUGUACCUCCAAUCUGACACCGGUAGUGUCCCCAGGCGUUCAGCACAUCGCUACAAACAGCAGCAUCUGGUGCUGAAUGACUCGGCCAGGUCAGCUAAUGCCGAGAUGCUUGCUGAAGCCCCUGAACCAACAGCAAGUCCUGAGCCUGCCCUGUUGCCAGCCUCCACGAGCCUUGCAGGAUGGCAAGGAGAUGAUUUGGGAGGCACUGCAAAUCCUGCAUUAAAAGCUGGUCCUGUCACCUUUGAGCAGAACACUCCUACGAGACAACCUCCACAACCUGCUGUUUCAGGUCCAACGUGCGGGGAUUCACCCCAACAAGACCCAAUGAUGCAGCCCUUGUUUCCUGGGGCUCUGGUGACCCACGAGGAGAGCCUCCUUUUGCUCAUGGCUCACGUCUUGCGACACCAUGGCUCCAAAGAGGCAACGGAGAGCCUCUUGAAACUGCUACAGUACCAUCUUCCAGAAGGCAGCCAACUACCUGCGACAAAGUAUCUCUUUGAAAAAUACUUCACAAAACAAGAGCAGCCCCUCACGACUCACUUCUAUUGCCCUACAUGUACUAGCUACAUUGGAGUCGGAGAAACCGAUAAGCUAGAUUGUGUGUGUGGUGCCGAGCACUCAGCAAAGGUCCUGUUGCGUGGAGGCUCAUACUUUCUGAGCUUAGACUGGAAGGCUGAGCUCUGCAACCUCCUUGCCAACAAAGGCCCCUUGCCUGAGAAGCCCGGCCUGAUGUUUGACGUCAGUGACAUCACUCAGAGCCCUGCUUAUAAUCAGCUGCCGCUGGGCCCUGAUGAUGUCACGCUGACAUGGAACACUGACGGGGUGCCAAUUUUUAAAUCCUCAGCUUAUAGUGUAUGGCCACUAGAGUUGAUGGUUUGUGGUUUGGGCCAAACAAGCCAAACAUGCAGUGCUUCUUGGUGCCAUUUGUUCAAGAAAUGA